UACAACAGUUUUUAAAGUCAUUUUGGUGUAAAAUUUGUUUUCUUUUAGCAACGAUAUUUUCAGCGCGAGUAACACAGAAGUACAUCCGGAAGAAAGGGAAGGGACGAUUUUAUAUCAUCUGAUGCGCGUCACUGCGAUAAUUUUAUUGGCUCAUAGAUAGGGAGUUUUAAUUAAUGUUAAGUGUCUGUCAUUGUUGGUAGUAAGCGAGCUAGCUGGCUGAAAUCUAGCUAGCUAGCUAGCUUGGAAAAAUAGUCCGCCUUGUCAUGUUCUGUUAUGUUCGCUUCGCGCAGCUGAUAUAAUAGUGUAGCCAGGAUACGUAUUACAAUAUACGUGCGUGCGGGAAAACAAGCUUGUAAACAGACAGAUACCUUGUUAGCCACUGAUGCUGAAGAACACUAACGUUAGCUAACGUUAACCCUACAGGUCACUGCAACUGAGUUGUUACAAUUGUAUCCAGUUGCAGAUUGCUAGCAACAAGCUAGCUGGCUUGCGACAGUUUGUGUCGAAGUAGAAAAUACGGAAAUGGCAUCUACGUAUGGCCGACACCAAUUAAUUGACUGGAGUUAAUGGAAAAGAAAUCCAAGUUUCGGGCGGCAAUGAUUGUCUGAUACACAGCAUUUUGUUGACUUUAUAUACCUAGAAAGAAAAUAUUACAGAUAACUUCGCUGAUAUUUUAUGCGAGUCUAUUUGGGUCGUGUAACCCUUGCAAACAACGAGACGAGCUUAUGAAGAUUAGUCAAAACAGCAGGAUGUCAAAGGGAUUUACGGUGGUCAUAAGUGAAAAACAAAACAAUGCCUGCCAUCAAUACCAGACAAUUCGAGAUGAUCUCCUGCACUUUAUGCCAAAAAACUAGUAAUCGGUAGUGUGCAUUUCUACUGCUUUACGUGGUAUAGUUUAGAUGAUAAGGUUGUACACCGGAAGAGAAAUCUAUUCAGCUUGCUGUUCGAUUGUGAAAUAUAAGUUACUUUACAUUUCAUAAGCACUAUGUCUGGAGACAGCAGCAGCAGUAGUGGAGAGGACUCUGAUAAAGAGACCAGGAAGAAAGUAUGUACUGUCAAACACGAAAUCACUAAUGCAAACCUUACAGGGUACACUGAAAAAGUGGGUGUGGAGAACUUUGAACUUCUGAAAGUGCUGGGCACUGGAGCUUAUGGAAAAGUGUUCCUCGUGAGGAAGACAAGUGGUCAUGAUGAAGGGAAGCUUUAUGCUAUGAAGGUUUUGAAGAAAGCAGCCAUUGUACAAAAGGCAAAGACUGCCGAACACACACGGACUGAAAGACAAGUUUUGGAGCACAUUCGUCAGUCUCCCUUUUUAGUUACACUGCACUAUGCCUUCCAAACGCAGACGAAAUUGCACCUUAUACUUGACUAUGUUAGUGGUGGGGAGAUGUUUACCCAUCUUUACCAACGAGACCACUUCUCUGAAGAUGAAGUUCGGAUCUACAUCGGAGAGAUCAUCCUGGCCUUGGAGCAUCUGCACAAGCUUGGCAUUGUGUACCGUGACAUCAAACUGGAAAAUAUCCUGUUGGACAACGAGGGGCAUGUGGUGCUGACUGACUUUGGCUUGAGUAAGGAGUUCCUGGAGGAAGAGAAAGAGAGGACCUACUCGUUCUGUGGCACUAUUGAGUACAUGGCGCCUGAGAUUAUCCGUGGGAAGUCGGGACAUGGCAAGUCGGUGGAUUGGUGGAGUUUGGGGAUCCUCAUGUUUGAGCUGCUGACUGGAGCUUCGCCGUUCACCUUGGAGGGUGAGAGGAAUACGCAGAGCGAGGUGUCCAAGCGGAUCCUGCGCUGCGAGCCCCCGUUCCCGUCCAUCAUCAGUCUCCUGGCGCAGGACCUCCUGAGGAAGCUGCUGGUCAAAGACCCUCACAAGCGACUCGGCUCAGGACCCAAGGGUGCUGACGACAUCAAGACUCAUCCGUUCUUUAAGGGGCUCAACUGGUCAGAUCUGGCCGCCAAAAAAGUUGCCAGCCCCUUCCGUCCUGAGCUGCGGAAUGAGCUGGACGUGGGGAACUUUGCCGAGGAAUUCACCGGGAUGGACCCAGUCUACUCACCCGCCAGCACCCCUCCCAGUACUGACCGUCUUUUCCAGGGUUACUCCUUCAUCGCACCGUCCAUUCUGUUCAACAAAAACGUUGUCAUGGGGGACUUCCUGGAGAACCAGGUGAAGGUGGACAAGCCAGGGUCAGCCACGGUGCAGCGCAGUGCAAUGCUAAAGGACUCUCAGUUCUUCCAGCACUAUGAGCUGUGGCUCCAGGGCCCUCCGCUGGGGGAAGGCAGCUUCUCCGUGUGCAGGAAGUGCCGACACAAGCAGAGUGGCCAGGAGUACGCCGUCAAAAUCGUCAGCCGUAGGAUGGAGUCGAUGACACAAAAGGAGAUAGCGGCCCUGAGGCAGUGCGAGUCUCAUCCCAAUAUUGUCAAACUCCAUGAAGUUUACACCGACCAGCACCACACGUACCUGGUGAUGGAGCUGCUGCGUGGCGGGGAGCUGCUGGAGCGCCUCAAGCGGAAGAAGCUGUUUGCGGAGUGGGAGGCCAGCAAGCUGAUGAGCAGCCUGGUGUCGGCCGUCAGCUUCAUGCACGAGGCCGGCGUGGUGCACAGGGACCUCAAGCCAGAGAACGUGCUGUUUGCGGAUGAGGGCGAGGACGCGGUGCUGAAGGUGAUCGACUUUGGCUUCGCCCGGCUGUUCCCGGCGGGCAGCGCUCCCCUGCAGACGCCAUGCUUCACUCUGCAGUACGCCGCCCCGGAGCUCUUCCACUCCACCGGCUACGACCAGGCCUGCGACCUCUGGAGCCUCGGCGUCAUCCUGUAUACCAUGCUGUCGGGACAGGUUCCCUUCCAGACCGAAAAGAAGGGCAUGACCUCGUCACACGCCGCUGACAUCAUGAAGAAGAUCAAAGAGGGAGACUUCUCAUUGGAUGGAGAGGCGUGGAGAGGCGUGUCAGAAGAGGCCAAAGAGCUUGUGAGAGGCUUAUUAACGGUGGAUCCCGAACGUCGUCUGAAGCUGAGCGAUCUGAAGGAGAACGGCUGGCUCCAGGGCGGGGCCAACAUGUCGUCCACCCCACUGUGCACGCCCGAUGUGCUUGAGUCCAGUGGCCCCACCGUGCGCACUUACGUCAACGCUACAUACAAGGCAUUCAACCGGGGGAAGCGAGAGGGCUUCUUCCUGAAGAGUGUGGACAACGCCCCUCUGGCCAAGCGCCGCAAGCUGAAGAUGACCAGCACUGGGGUUGAGACCCGGCGUAGCUCCUCUUCCUCAUCCUCUUCCUCCUCCUCGUCCUCCACAGCAGCAGCAGCGGCGGCGGCGGCAGCAGCCACGCUGGCCAAGGCCCCGCUGCGGCAGACUGUCCCCCCGAACUCUGACCCCUGAGUCGGCCUAUGGCUAGAGGCCUCUGAGCGUGCCCCCUCCCUCCCUCCCACUACUACUACCACCAUCACCCAAGCUGAAGAACCCUACAGGGCUCCAGUGUGACUGAAUCACCGAAGGAGUCAAAACUCUUUUUAAAUCACACCCAUAUCCAAAUUACAGACAUGUAAUUGUGGCGUAAUAUGCCGUUUGGGCAGUUACAUGGUCUGACCGCAAAGGGCUUAAAGUAUGCACUCAUUCUGAAUGGAUAUGUGAAGUCUGUUUCUUUUAAGGCCAACCUUGGGGUUAGCAAGAGAGUGGAGACAACUGUUGUAUAUUUUAAGCAAAAAAUUUUAAUUGUUCAAAACUUGGUGUCGAAUUGUUAUUCGCUGUUGUUGACGUUGGCGCUUCUUUAAACCCGCUGGUCGAAAAUCGUUCCUGCGCUGAUUGUGUCGUCUGCAUGUUACCAGUGUUGAACUGCCGAACCCUUUAGUCUCGUUUAUUUUUCUUUUAGUUUGUUUUGUAUCGUUUGCCCUUACGAUUGAAUGUACCUUUAAAAGAGUGGAGUUUUUCUAUGGCACCGCGGUGCUUUUUAAAAAAUAUUAAAAAGGGACACUUUGAAGAUGGAUGGGAAAAGAAGCCAUGGGAGAGUUGAAGCCAUAGGUACUGAGAGGAGAGGACCUUUGUGUGGACCCCAGACUAUAGACCAUCUAAUAGGGGGCAGGGUAAGAGUAGCUAUGGCACAUAAGCAGCAUUUUACAUCAAGGGUGGCUUUCAGACAGAGGCUUGAUGACAGAUUGUUUUUUUUACUUGUUCCAUCGACAACAGCAAAUAACGACUAGGUCUGAUUGUCUGGGUCAGGCUUACAAUCUUUCUCCAUGUGCCAUUGUGAGCUUACUAAGUGCAUGCCUCUCAGUAUAAUGUGGUGAAUACUCUUAACAGCAAUUGUUAAUAUUCAGUGUUCCUAUGACUGAACCCUUUGCUAACAACUCCCUGCUGUGCUUUCAUGGUGCUAUCGGAUCAGUCUGUGAUACCACGAGCCCUCUGUAUACCUCCAGAGUCCUUCGAAGUGUGUGUGUGUGUGUGUGUGUGUUCGCUCGCUUGUAUGCACCCCUUUACAGGCGCCCUGCCACCCCUCCCCCUCGCCAUGGGAGCGUGAGGCGCUGCCGGACUUCUGCUGCUGCAGGCGGGGUGAUGCAGUGCUGGUCACCAGAGUCCAGGCCACGAGUAGACUGGACUCUGCACGUGUUUUUAAAAAAUAACAAAACAAAGGGCUCCAUCAUGCAUCCCAGGCUGGGUACAGACAGUGACUCCACACACACACUAACACACUCCCAGUCCUUUUGACCCCCAGCUGGAGAGAUGAUGGUCUGAGGGAGAGGGAUGGAAAGAAGGAGAGAGAGCAAGAGAAGGGGAGAGAGAAUAACAGAGGGAGAGGGGCUGACAGAGGGAGAGAGAGACUGAACGAGAGAGAGACUGACAGAGAGAGAGAGAGAGGCGGGAGAGAGAGACUGACAGAGGGAGAGCAAGAGAGAAAGAGAAAGAGACUCCACUUGUCUGCCUGCAGGUGACCAUAUGCCACCAGCCACCCACCCACUGUGUUGAAUGUCUUGCAACCCUGUUCCUCCUCAAUUUAAUACUUGCAUUAAAAAAACACAACACUGAAUCUGUGUGAGUGCUGAGGGGAGCAGAUCCAGGGGUCUCUUCAUAUGGAUGUCUUUCUCCAUACACUGAUAGGAUACCUACUGGAGUUUUUCAUUACAAAGGAACACUUUUGCCAAGGACAAGGAUAUUGUUGUGUGUGAUCAACAUUUUCUUGAAUGUCUCUUUGGAAAUUUUAAUGUAGUACCUGGUUUAUGAGAUGAUUGCAUGCAUAUUUAUAGAGUUAUGAUCACAUUUGCAAGGGCGGUGUGUGUAAUUUUUUUUUUUUUUUUUUUAAGCUUCGGCACUGGUUGAGAUGCCUGUAUAAAAAUCAUGAGACAGCAUGUGGUCAAGAGGGCCAUCUUUAUCAGAGAGUGCAUCAGAGUCGGGUUGUGGCCUGACAUCCUGGUCUUACACAUGUCAAUCAUGCUCUCUCGACUGUGGUCUCACCAUUUGUAUCAGACACCAAAUGAAUUGUUUUUAGUAUUAUCGGAAAUGGGAUUCUCGAGCAAGAUGGUUAAAUGACACUGGUCAUUUAAAAGACAGUCAUUUGUAGUUACUCUUUUUUUUAUUGGUCAAUCUUCAAGUCGCACAAUUUUAAUCUUUGAAAAUAUGUUUUCAUUUUUUUAUCAGCUUUAACUUGCUUAACCUUUAGUAUUUAUUGCCUCUGUUCUGCCUCCGUGUUCUGUUGAUGUUUCGGUAAUGGUUCUCUGUCCGGCGCCUCGUGCUCAUUCAUGUUGAGUAAUUAUGUAAUUCUAUGGUAUGUCUUGCUGCCUUGUGCUGCAUCAGUAAAAAAGACAUCUAUUGUGAAAUUAUGGAACUGUGCAUUUCUGAUUUUAGAUAUUUUUUCACACAUAUAAUUGUCAAUGAUUUUAUGUCUACAGUUUAAAAUAUGAGAACGCUACUUUUUUGACUAUUAGUAACUGUUUUGUGUUAUUGUUCUGUCAUGCAUGUACUUUUUUCAUUUAAAUAACCUCUUUAAUAAGUUAUUCUGCUCUCUCAUUUUGCCAAAAACAUUUUGUAAAAACAAAAAUUUAAAUUAAAAUCAUAAUUUUCAAAGUG
Messenger RNA from Alosa alosa (allis shad), 6046 nucleotides. It is a transcript of the gene rps6ka4, whose product is annotated as ribosomal protein S6 kinase, polypeptide 4. Lineage: Eukaryota; Metazoa; Chordata; Actinopteri; Clupeiformes; Clupeidae. The transcript has 18 exons. The record is from RefSeq and is a predicted model, not a curated record. Gene Ontology annotation, biological process: intracellular signal transduction; regulation of DNA-templated transcription; protein phosphorylation. Bases 986 to 3367 code for a protein of 793 amino acids. Gene Ontology annotation, molecular function: ATP binding; protein serine/threonine kinase activity; magnesium ion binding.